AUGGUCUUCAAGGGUCGUGAACCGGGACCACUUCCCACAAAGGACAUAUUGAGCUGGAUCUUUGAUGAGACGCCUCAAAACGCCGAUCGACCGGUUGCCAUAGAUGCGACCGAAACCAGCCGCAGCCACUCGUUCUCUCAGGCCAAGACUCUGAUCCAACGAUACAUCGCUGGACUAAAGGCCAGGGGCGUCAAGAAAGGUGACUGCGUCUUGCUGCAUUCAUUCAACGACAUCGACUACCCCCUCCUGGCACUUGCGAUCAUCGGCUCUGGAGCGAUCUUCGCAGGUAGCAAUCCCACCUAUACGGCCUUUGAGCUCGAGCACCACAUGAAAGUGACAGCAACAACAUGGAUCAUCCCCGAAUCAGAAACGUUGCCAACAGUCCUGAAGGCUGCCAAAACCACAGGCAUUCCCAACUCUCACAUCAUUGUCUUCAACCCGCUCAAAUCGCAAAAGUGCCCAUCUGGCUUCAUCAGCUACAAGUCCCUUCUCAACCACGGCUCCUCAUCCUGGGUCCGCUUCGACUCAUACGACAUCUGUAAAAACACCACGGCAGCCCGAUAUACCUCAAGUGGAACGUCCGGUUUGCCGAAAGCUUGCAUCAACACUCACCUGAAUCUCAUCGCCCAGCAUGAAUACAAUUUCGCCGAAGCAUUCUACAAGCCUCAGUACGACCCAGUCAAGCUCCUGUUUCCCCUCCCAUUGUUCCAUGCCUCAGUCUCACCACGAGCUCUGACCACGAUAUGGAAGCGCAACGAGAUGUGCUAUCUGAUGAGGAGAUUCGAGCCUGACAGCUAUGUCCGUUAUAUUGAGCGUUUUGGAAUCACAGAUCUGACCGUGGUUCCACCGAUGGCAGUCGCUGUGCUCAAUCACGCUGGCGUAAAAGAUGGCACUGUCAGCUUGAAGUCGGUAAAGAAUGGCAUUGCUGGGGCAGCACCACUUACGAGAGAGACUCAGAAGAGGUUCAUGGCUCUUCUGGCACCGAACACAUCAUUCAACCAGAUCUGGGGAAUGACAGAAACCAAUUGCCUCGCGUCGAGAUUCGAGUGGGAUGAAUUUGAUGACACAGGCAGCAUCGGAUGGCUCUGUCCUGGACUAGAAGCCAAGUUGGUCGACUUGGAGACUGGCACAGACCUAGGCGACGCUUGCGAUGUACGUGGCGAGAUGUGCGUGAGAGGAGAAGGUGUUGUGCCUGGUUAUUUCGACCCUGCCUCGGACAAGCCGAACCGAAGAGGAUGGGAUGAGGAUGGUUUUUAUCACUCGGGCGAUGUCAUGUAUAAGAGCUCGGAAACUGGGAAAUGGUAUAUCGUCGACAGAGUCAAGGAGUUGAUCAAAUCUAGGGGGUUCCAGGUCGCGCCGCCGGAGGUUGAGGGCGUCCUCCUUGCGCUCGACGGGGUCCUUGAUGCAGCCGUCAUUGGCGUGAAGGAUGUCGCAGGUGAAAGCGAGGUCUGCAGAGGCUAUAUUGUUCGACGGCCUGGAUCAGAAUCAACUUUGACAGAAGAAGUUGUCAACAAAUGGGUUAGCGAGAGGCUAGUGAAGUACAAGUGGCUCGAGGGAGGCAUCAAAUUCGUGGACGCUAUUCCGAAAACACCGUCCGGGAAGAUCCUAAAGAGGCUCCUGAGAGAAGAGUACGAACGUGAGCAGAGGAAGUCGAAGUUGUAG
This is a messenger RNA of Cyphellophora attinorum, 1662 nucleotides long. Its product is annotated as 4-coumarate--CoA ligase-like 7. Lineage: Eukaryota; Fungi; Ascomycota; Eurotiomycetes; Chaetothyriales; Cyphellophoraceae. Gene Ontology annotation, biological process: secondary metabolic process. Gene Ontology annotation, molecular function: CoA-ligase activity. The record is from RefSeq and is a predicted model, not a curated record. The transcript has a single exon. Bases 1 to 1662 code for a protein of 553 amino acids.